This is a messenger RNA of Mesoplodon densirostris (Blainville's beaked whale), 2242 nucleotides long. It is a transcript of the gene GFOD2, whose product is annotated as Gfo/Idh/MocA-like oxidoreductase domain containing 2. Gene Ontology annotation, molecular function: nucleotide binding. The coding region runs from base 521 to 1765 and encodes 414 amino acids. The transcript is spliced from 5 exons. Gene Ontology annotation, cellular component: extracellular matrix. Gene Ontology annotation, biological process: extracellular matrix organization. The record is from RefSeq and is a predicted model, not a curated record. NCBI's taxonomy places the organism in Eukaryota, Metazoa, Chordata, Mammalia, Artiodactyla, Ziphiidae.
AUGAAGAAGGGCAUGGCGCGGCGGCGAGCGGGCGCCUGCCGGGCCUCCUCCGCGGCCCGGCGCCCGAAGUCGGAGGCGGGGAUACGCAGAGCUGGGGCUGGAGGGGGCCGUUCUAACAGCCAGCGCGGGCUCGGAGUUCGGGGGUCGCCCCAGAGUUAGUCCUCCCGCCUCAGAAAUAGGACCUGCAAGUUUGGUCGUAGAAUUUUAGAAUUUUGGCUCCUGGAAGGACCUCGGCCAUAACCCAUCCCUUUACUGGACGCGAAAACCUAGGCUCCCCCGCCCUGUGCCGAGCAGACCCCCCCCUACCUGUGUGAGGACCGACGCUUUGUGGAUAAGAAUGUGAGAAAGAUCUCUUCGCAGUAUGAGGAAUGGAUGAAGGAAGGAAAGAAUGGAAGCAAGAGAGAUCAAGUAGAAGGUUGUUGCAGUCAUCCAGGAGCCAUGUGUGACCAGGACAGUGGGAUGGUCGUACUCAUGCUGGAGACUCUUGUGAGGAGAUGAGUUGGUGAACGGAGAAGCCAGCAUGAAGAUGCUUCCCGGAGUGGGCGUGUUUGGGACUGGCAGCUCUGCCCGGGUUCUGGUCCCGCUGCUGCGGGCAGAAGGGUUCACAGUGGAGGCCCUGUGGGGGAAGACCGAGGAGGAGGCGAAGCAGCUUGCCGAGGAGAUGAACAUCACCUUCUACACCAGCCGGACCGAUGACGUCUUGCUGCAUCAAGACGUGGAUCUGGUGUGCAUCAACAUCCCCCCUCCGCUUACCCGACAGAUAUCUGUGAAGGCUCUAGGCAUUGGGAAGAAUGUGGUUUGUGAGAAGGCAGCAACCUCGGUGGAUGCCUUCCGGAUGGUGACAGCCUCACGCUACUACCCGCAGCUGAUGAGCCUGGUGGGGAACGUGCUGCGCUUCCUGCCUGCCUUCGUGCGCAUGAAGCAGCUGAUUGCCGAGCACUACGUGGGUGCAGUGAUGAUCUGUGAUGCCCGCGUCUACUCGGGCAGCCUGCUCAGCCCCAACUACGGCUGGAUCUGUGAUGAGCUCAUGGGCGGUGGGGGCCUGCACACCAUGGGCACCUACAUUGUGGACCUGCUGACCCACCUGACUGGCCAGAAAGCCGAGAAGGUACAUGGGCUGCUCAAGACCUUUGUGAGGCAGAAUGCAGCCAUCCGUGGCAUCCGGCAUGUCACCAGCGAUGACUUCUGUUUCUUCCAGAUGCUCAUGGGCGGGGGUGUGUGCAGCACAGUAACACUCAACUUCAACAUGCCAGGCGCCUUUGUGCACGAGGUCAUGGUGGUGGGCUCUGCGGGACGCCUUGUUGCCCGGGGAGCUGACCUCUACGGGCAGAAGAACUCUGCCACACAAGAGGAGCUGCUGCUGAGGGACUCGCUGGCCGUGGGCACGGGGCUCCCCGAGCAGGGCCCCCAGGAUGUCCCGCUGCUUUACCUGAAGGGCAUGGUCUACAUGGUGCAGGCCCUGCGCCAGUCCUUCCAGGGGCAGGGGGACCGCCGCACGUGGGACCACACCCCCGUCUCCAUGGCCGCCUCAUUCGAGGAUGGGCUCUACAUGCAGAGCGUGGUGGACGCCAUCAAACGGUCGAGCCGAUCCGGGGAGUGGGAGGCUGUGGAGGUGCUGGCGGAGGAGCCCGACGCCAACCAGAACCUGUGCGAGGCGCUCCAGCGGAAUAACCUGUCAGCUUGGGCAGAGUUGAAUUCGGGUGAAUCCGAAGGUGGCCCCAGGAGAGCGCCCCCUCCAGUGCUCAUUUACUCCUCAGACUGGUGAGGCGGUGCCGUUCCGAUUGCCAUGGCUGAGAGGGCCAGCACACUGCACAGGGCGGAGCUGCCCCCAGUGUGUGAGCAGUUCCAGCAAAGGCUUGACUUGGGGGCUUCAUCAGCCUAUUUGUGGUCUUAACUGGAUGCGAAAGCACAGCAAGGAGCCAGCUUGGCUUGAUUCCUCAGGCCUGAGGAGAAAUGACAAGAGGCCUUGUUUCCAUGCCCGUCCUGGGCUGGGGCAUCUCAGGAAUGGUGAGGGCACGAAGUCAUCCCUCGGGGAUCUGCACCUGCCCUCGCUCCCAUGUGACCAAGCCCUUCCGGCCUCCAGGCUGCCCCUUCCCUGGCAGGGAGGAGGGGUUCUGUAGUAGAUGAGCUCUCAAGGGCUGUUGACCGAGGGCAGAGGGCCCCUGAGUUGGCAGAGAGGAGACAAGGGAGAGCUCUGGGACAUCUGAUAAAUGUUAAUAAAUCCGAAAGUCUGACACUGUGA